This is a messenger RNA of Sarcophilus harrisii (Tasmanian devil), 1552 nucleotides long. It is a transcript of the gene HS3ST1, whose product is annotated as heparan sulfate-glucosamine 3-sulfotransferase 1. Gene Ontology annotation, molecular function: [heparan sulfate]-glucosamine 3-sulfotransferase activity. Lineage: Eukaryota; Metazoa; Chordata; Mammalia; Dasyuromorphia; Dasyuridae. The record is from RefSeq and is a predicted model, not a curated record. The coding region runs from base 315 to 1262 and encodes 315 amino acids. The transcript is spliced from 2 exons.
CCCCGGGCUCUCCCGCAGCCCCCCCGCCCACGCCUCCAGCGCGCCGCCGACCCUCGGGUCCCGGAGGCUUUGGCGACGAUCGCCCCUGCCCGCUCCCUUCCUCCGGCCACUUCUCCCCCGAGUUGCGCCGUGCCCCAUGGCCCUGGCCGAGGGACGUCUGCGGGACGCCGACGGACUGGGCAGCGCCACUCAGUGAGAUCCCCGUUGCCAGAUAUAUGUGCCGAGGACCAGGAGGAGCUGUGUGAAGGCAUUUCUAUGCAGCAGUUGCUUCAUGACCCCUCCUCCAGCUGAGUGAAGCCAGACCAGCGUCCACCAUGACGACACUCAUUCUGGGAGCAAUGCUGCUCAUCCUCCGGCCCCAGCUAGUGCCUUCUCACCCCGCUGCCGGCUCCCAAGCCGAAGGCCCCUCAGAAGCCGGACAGAAAGAGCUGUUGAGGAAAGGCUCUCUCCAAAGCGACUUCCAAGACGGGGCUCCUUCGAACGGUUCCAGCCAGCGGCUGCCCCAGACGAUCAUCAUCGGCGUGAGGAAAGGCGGUACCCGAGCCCUGCUGGAGAUGCUCAGUCUGCACCCGGGGAUAGCGGCUGCUGAAAGUGAAGUCCAUUUUUUUGACUGGGAAGAUCACUAUGGAAACGGCCUGGAAUGGUACCUCAGUCAAAUGCCCUACUCUUCCCCUCAUCAGCUCACCGUAGAAAAGACCCCCGCCUACUUCACUUCAUCCAAAGUGCCUGAGAGAGUUUAUAACAUGAACCCCUCCAUCAGACUGCUCCUGAUCUUGCGAGACCCCAGCGAGCGAGUUCUGUCUGACUAUACGCAAGUGUUUUAUAACCACGUGCAAAAACACAAACCCUACCCGUCCAUCGAAGAAUUCCUCAUCAAAGACGGGGAGCUCAACGUGGAGUACAAGGCAAUAAACCGGAGCCUCUAUUACUUUCACAUGCAAAACUGGCUCCGGUACUUUCCCCUCGAUCACAUUCACAUCGUGGAUGGGGAUCAACUCAUUAGAGACCCUUUCCCAGAAAUCGAAAAAGUAGAGCGGUUCUUGAAGCUGGCUCCCCAAAUCAAUGCUUCAAACUUCUAUUUUAAUAAAACAAAAGGCUUCUACUGCCUAAGGGACAGCGGCAGAGACCGGUGUUUACACGAGUCAAAGGGAAGAGCACACCCUCAAGUGGAUCCCAAACUACUCAAUAAACUGCACGAAUACUUUCAUGAGCCAAAUAAGAAAUUCUUUGAGCUCGUGGGCAGAACAUUUGACUGGCACUAGACUCCCCAGCGAGGUUCUGAACCUUUCUACUCUAAGUUCUGGUGUGUGUCUAGGAAAGACAAAAAUAUCGAUGAUAAUAUUAAUAAUAAUAACAAAGGGCAUUGAAGCUAUAAUUUAUUUGUAAAAAUCCAUAAAUUACUUAUGUACAGUAUUAGAUUCACAAUUGCCAUAUAUACUAGUUAUAUUUUUCUACUUGUUAAAUUGAAAGCAUUUUGUAUUGUUUUUCAUGGUUGUUGACAUGGUGUACGAUGUCUCUAUAUGAAGGAACUAAAAUAUUUCACUGCGUAAGA